Podarcis raffonei (Aeolian wall lizard) is the source of this 4263-nucleotide messenger RNA. RefSeq names its product zinc finger protein 451 (gene ZNF451). Gene Ontology annotation, molecular function: sequence-specific DNA binding; DNA-binding transcription factor activity, RNA polymerase II-specific. Bases 203 to 3403 code for a protein of 1066 amino acids. The record is from RefSeq and is a predicted model, not a curated record. The transcript has 15 exons. Gene Ontology annotation, cellular component: nucleus. Gene Ontology annotation, biological process: regulation of transcription by RNA polymerase II. NCBI's taxonomy places the organism in Eukaryota, Metazoa, Chordata, Lepidosauria, Squamata, Lacertidae.
AAAGUUUGAAGCUGGGAGGAAGGGUGUGCGCGAUGGUCUAGUUCCCGCGCGGAUGCUCGGUUGGAGAGCGCGAGUAGGCGUCCGCGGGGCUGCCUCUCGUCUGCCGAGGAUCUCCGAAGCGCCUGCCCUCUUCCUCCAAGUCGCUUGCCUGGGCAUGCCCGGGCGUGCAAGGUAGGCGUCGCCGGCGUCAUCGCGUGCCCUGAUGAUAAUGGAGUGUCUUGUGUCUUCUAAAAGAGCUGAGAAUGCAUCGUCUGAACAAGAGGAAAGUGAAGAUGACGUUGAGUUUGUUGGGGAAGCUGUGUUGAGACCAGUCUUGGACUGCAUUGAACUUAGCAGCGGUGACGAAGACGGUAGCAGUUCUUCUAAUGUAAAUGCAAAACGCAAAGACUACGUCGAUUAUCAGAAGGAAAAGGUUGCUUCCACACUAGACCGCUUGGCACGUCAUGUAGAGGUAGAGAAACAACUGAAAGAAGAGAAAAAUAAAGCUUUCAAGGAAAAACUGGAUUUGCAACAUGCUCACGGACUGCAAGAGCUGGAAUUUAUCCAGGGACAUAGUGACACAGAAGCAGCAAGGCAGUGCGUGAACCAGUGGCUGAAAAUGCCAGGUCUCAAGCCAGGCACUGUAAACUCUGGAAGGAGAGCAUUACCUCAGAGAUCAGACCAAAUACAAUCUGACAGUAAAUCCAUUUUAUGCCCAAUAAUGCAUUGCUACAGAAAAUUUGACAACAGGCAUCUUCUCCUGGGCCACCUUCAGAGGUUUGAUCAUUCUCCAUGCGAUCCAUCAAUUACACUACAUGGAUGUCCAGCUGAUGCAUUUGCCUGCAUAGUCUGCAACAGAAGAUUCCCCACGUCUCAGCAGUAUAAUGAGCACGUUUCUUCUAAGGCAAGUGAAGGUGAUGGCCAUGAAAAGAAAUACCCUCCUCAGCAUAUUCAGUGCUUUGCAUGUCCAUGUUGCUUUCUCCUUUUUAGCAUGAGAGAUGAGUGUCUGCAGCAUAUGUCUGAAAAGAAUCACUUCUCUCAGGCUUUUAAACUCAGUGAUAAAGCAACACAACCACAACCUUUGCCAUUCCCAACUUAUGCAAAGAAUCUUCUGAUCUCCUUGUGCAAAGAAAUCCCGUUCCAAGUGAAGUGCACAUCCUGCCAUCAGGUGUUGCGUUCUCAUGUGGAGCUAACAGCACACUUCAGAACUCGUUGUCGUGAUGCUGGCCCAGUGACUCUGUCAAAGAAGCGCAUCUGCCAAGUCGCCGAAGUAUUUAAAGCCAAAGGUUUCUGUCACACCUGUAGCGAGCUGUUUAUCAACGACACCCAUAUCCGUCAGCAUAUUUCUAAAACCCUACACAAGGUUAAAGUAUUCACCACGAUGGAAGAAUCCAUCUUGACAGUAUGCCAUGUCAACGAAAAGAAUAAAAGUGCCUCUCAUCUACAGAAGAAUAGCAGCUUUUUAAAAUCUUCUCCUCUGAAGAGACCUUCGGACUCGAUUGAAUCCGUUGGUGAUGAGAAGAAAACAGUUUCAAAACGAAUAAAGGAUUCGGAAGGCAGAAGCCAAGAGGUUAGCAGUGCUCCAGCCGUCAAAACCUGGGUGUGUCAGUGCGAGCUGGCAUUUCCUUCUGAGGAGCUGGUAGAAAACCACAUUUUUUCCGAGAACAGAAUCUGCCGCAAAUGUGCAGUGUGCGGCAAGCUUGCGGAAAAUGCAAGCGUCAUCCGUUUGCACAUGAGCCGGUUCCAUGGAGGAGCUCACUUGACUAAUUUCGUCUUCUGGUGUCAGGUCUGCAAUGUAGCUCUUCAGAAAGUAGAUGACGUUAAGGCCCAUGUGACAGAAUAUCAUGGUGUGCACAGCUUUUACCGUGAGGAUGCUGCUGCUGCUGCUGAGGAUGCUACAGCUGAGGAUGCUACAGCAUCUUCUGGUGCACUGUACGGUAGUUCACUUGAACAGAAAGACCGAACUCCUAGCCCUAUGGAGCAGUCUCCACCUUUGAGCCCCAUGGAUGUGUCAAUGUCUCACCAAUGGCAGUGCUGCAUGUGCGAGGAGCUCUUUGACUCUGAAGACAGCGUGAAGCAGCACUGUGUGUCAUUAGAGAGCCACCACUUCCACAGGUACAGCUGUGACUUGUGCAAAAUGACAUUCCGGAAGAACGAAACUUUCCAUCGACACUGUCAGGAUAAGCAUAACGGUGUCAUAAAGGUCAAAUACUUCUGUGGCUUUUGUGGCGACCUGUUUUUUGAUGCCGAGGAGAAGUUCUUGCUUCACUUCAAGGGCUUCCAUAGCACAGAUUACAUAUGCGUGUCUGAGGAAGCGGGGACAUCGAUCAAGAGUACCGAAAUAGUAGAAGAGAGCAAUCGUCUGAACUGUGGUUGUCGGGAGAAAUACUUGAGCAAAGAGAACAGGAAGGCAGAUUACAAGAGGUGUCAGAAGGCCUUGCUGGAGAAGGGCAACUUGUGGUUCCGUUGCACCUUGUGCUCCUCAACAGCGCAGAGCUUUCCUGACGUGAUGGCUCAUCUCAUGACACACUCGGAGCAAAAACCUGACCAAGAAUUGUACAUUGUGAGGUGUGGAGCAUGCAACAAAAACUUCAACGAUAUUGGAAUUGCCCACCAGCACUUUCACAGCAAGCACUGCUUCCCACAAAAGCCCCAGCUAGCCCCAACUCAAGCAGGAAGUGACGUCUUCCAGAUUUCCCCCGGUGGAUCCUGUGUAGACAAAAAGCCUGAAAACCUAAUGCUUUCAGAAGACAAGACUGCAGCAAGUGCUUCAGAGAAGAGGCGGCCAGGAGAGCUACCCAAGGAGCAAGUUAAGAAGCCACAUUCUGAAGAGCUUGGUCUAGAUUACAGAGAUCUACCUGAUCUUGAUUACUUGUGUACCAUGACUCAUAUUAUUAUGAUGGAUUUGGAUAACUGGGGAAACCUUUUCCAUCAGUUGCCUGCUACCCUUAACCAAGGAACUUUUAUCUGGGGUUUUCAAGGUGGGCACAACAACUGGAAGCCACCUGUGAACUGCAAGAUUUUUAACUACCUUAACAAGAUUGGGUGUUUUUUCCUCCAUCCACACUGUGGUACAAGGAGAGAGGCUGCUGACUUUGCAAUCUGUGUGCAUGUGGGCCGUCUGGAUGAGCAUCUACCAAAGCAUAUUCCUUUCACUAUUCUUUCGGGAGACAAAAGCUUUCUAGAGCUUGAGGAUCAGCUUAAGAUGACUCAGCGGACAACUCGCAUUCUAGAUCCUCAUAAGAUUGAUGCCGAUAUGAUGUAUGCCUUAUUGAACAGCAUUUCUGAUACAGCCAAAGAAAAUGAAGUGGUAGAUACUCGAAUGGCAGUGGAGCAGGUUUCAGAAGUAACGAAGGACCAAAACGAUGCAGAGGAAGAUGCAGCUUUUCAAGAGGCCAUCAAGCGAAGCAUGGAAGAGAUGUGACGAUGGCUUGAUACCAGUGCACGAAAAAGCAAAUAAGCUGGCUCCCAAGUAGUUGAAAUUUGUUCAUCGUAUUACAACGAUUAAAAAAAAAGUACAGGUUAACAUUUCACAGUCUCAAUGCACUUUAAGAACUGAGCUCUACUGACACAUCUAAGCAUCAUAAACUGCAGUGGAACUUGAGUACCCUUAACUGGAUUUCAGUUAUCCCACAUAUUUGUCUCGGUGAUAUGCAGUAUACAGGUGUGGUAUGGGACAGCAUAUUUAAGAGGCUCAAAAACGUAGUUCCACUGUGUGACAGGAUGGCUUAAGCUUUAGUUUCUUAAAACUAUCUGGUUUGUAAACUAGGCUUGCCUUUUUUGUUUUAUUCUUUCUCUUCCUCUCCCUGGCUUUCAUUUUUGGAUGUUAAUGUUUCUUUCCUGUUGUACAUGCAUUUCUAGCAUAAACAUUGCAACAGAUACGUACUGAUUCCUCAUUUUCUUUUACUGUCUUACCUUAAGGGGAAAAUUAAGUAGUACUGCAAUCUCCAGUGCUCUGGCAAACUUGUGAUGGGUCUCCACUGUGACUUUAAGAAGUGAAACAAAAGUUUGAGGACCUAGUUGUUUUCUUUCACCUUUAUCUUUGUAUGUACUUUCUAUGUUUUGAGAGCGAACGUGGCACCAAACUGACUGGGCUAUAGGUGUAUAUUAUGCUUCCUGUCUUACUAAUAGUACAGCAAAUUAUUUUCUCUCCCCCCCCCCCAUGUUUUAAAUCAUCUUAAUUCAGAAAGGCAAACCCUUUCGACAUUCCUACAUGGUUAAUUGUGGUUAUUUUUUUGGAACAUAAUUUUGCGUUUGUGCAUAAUUAAAAUAUUGGUUACUUUU